Molecule: messenger RNA, 3642 nt
Organism: Mixia osmundae IAM 14324
Lineage: Eukaryota; Fungi; Basidiomycota; Mixiomycetes; Mixiales; Mixiaceae
Exons: 4
Coding region: 1-3642 (1213 amino acids)
Biological process (GO): protein phosphorylation
Molecular function (GO): protein binding; protein kinase activity; ATP binding
Source: RefSeq, a predicted model, not a curated record
AUGUCGAGGAAGAGCUCGGUCUCGAGCGCGCCCCACAGCCCACUGCGGGAGGCUUUUGUCGCCUCGCCCGUCUCAAGCUCGACUCGGUCGCCGACACGAGCAAAUUACGGUCUUGCAGGUCCACAGGGCGCCAAUGGAGCCACGCUCGAGGUGCCCGACGGCAGCUCUGCCUUUGGCCAUCAGACGCGACUGCAAUGGGUUCUUUCUUGGGGAGACAAAGAAGUCGCACGAUGGCUAGAGGAGAACAAGUGCGGCGCUCAUGCUCAGACGUUUCGCAACAACGAUAUCACGGGGGCUGUCUUGCUGGAUGUAGAUCAGUCUGCUCUCAAGGAGCUAGGCGUACAGAGCGUAGGCGAUAGGAUCAAGAUCGUCGUCGCCGUGAAGAAAUUGCGUCAGGCGUGUAGCACUUCUUCGCUCGCUCCCCCCAGUCCUUCCCACAAGGCAGGUUAUACAUCGCCCCAGCUUUCGCCACAACGAGCUGCAUUUGCGCGGACAAAUUCGCCGCUCAGCAAUACAUUUGCCCCGAGCGAAACCGCCCUGGGUGCGCGGCGACUCGCAGCUAGCAAAGGCACCUACCGAAUACCGCCCCCUCUACACCUGCCUAGCUCCUCUUCGCGCGACAAGCUCGGUCAAGCUUACCAAAGUGCGAGUGCUGCCUCAAUUGCGACGGGCACGCAGUCGGCGCAGCCUUUUCCCUCUGCGUCGUCCUCAAAUGGGUCGAAUGUCUCCAUCGCGGUCAACGGUCACACGACCAUGCGCGGCCAAGACUCGCCCACUACCGGCGCACCGCGAGUGGCAAGCACAUUACCUCCGCCUGCACCACCCCCGAAGUCGUCCCUGCCACCACCGCCUGGCACCGCGCCUCGCUCACGAUCUGGUUCGUCUGCUCAGGCGCCAUCAAUACAGACAACGACUCCCUCGCCCGUCGUGGCGACACAGCCUAGCGUGUUCGGGUCUAGUCUGACCAAUCCCGAGACACAAGCGCCGGUCAGGCUUGAGCGUAAAGCGAGUCGAUCAGGUCACAUAUUCAGCAAUGUCACUGCCCUCGGUCUGUCCCAUCGGCGAGGAAGCUCGCAAAGCAACAACCCCCUCACGGGCACAGGACUCGUCAACCCCAAUUCGCUGCCGAGUCUAUCGAGCUCAAGAUCGGGCAGCUAUAGCUCGGCAACAGUUUCGACGAGCACGUACUCACAUCCAUAUGCUCAGACUAGCUCGCCUGCUUACGAUUCGUUCUCUACUGGCUCACGACAAGGCCAAGAAGCGCGAAAAGAUGUUGGUUACAUCGUCGGCAAGGGCAGUUUUGCCAAGCCUUCCACGCCAGGCGGUCUGGUGUCUGUGUCGGCCGCAAGUAAUGCCCUUCCACUGGAGGAUGUACUGCGCAAGACCGUCAAGUUUAUCGGCGAUGAUGGCAUCAGCAAGCUCGUCAGCGUUGAUGAUGCGCGAGAUGCCAACGAGAUCAUGUACAAGGCCUUGCGGAAAUUUGGCAAGAUCUCUGCCGGUCAACGGCCGUCGCCCGCUGCCUAUACUGGCAAUGACACCUUUGUCGAGAUGGAAGGAUGGGGCGUCUUUGCAAGUAGCUCCGAUGGACAAGUGAAAGCGUUGACCGAGAGCGAGCUGAUCGGCAUAUGCCAGUCGAUCAGUCGGCCAGAGAGGCAGCGCGGGCUGACAUUGCGGCGUUUGCAUCACCUUGCCAAUACAGAAGACUGGCGGUCAAAGCAUCCUACGCUGCGUCACAAGAGUGAAGAAAGCCAGACUGACUUUGCGCCUCAGCCGAUGAGCCCUGCGCCAAUGAUCAGGGAUUCGCGCGUGCCUCUGACCAGUGUGCAGCCUGCUUCGCCCGUCAAGUCAACAUAUUCGGAUGAAGAGCAGGAUUAUCAGCAUCAUGGUUUAAGCAGUCAGCAGUCUGCUGAGCGCAAGCGACAGACCCAGCAGAAUCGUGCGAGCACGAUCAGUGUGAUGUCGGGCCUGCUCGAUUGGUCAGAUGCCAUGUCAGGCGCAGAUGCAUCCCCUCAGCCAGGCCAAGCAGGCAGCCAGAAAGGACCCCUGCGCAGCUUCCUCGGCCAUCGCCCCACAUCAGAGCUCAUCUCCUCGUAUCUGGCCGACUAUUUCCCUGCUGCAGAAAAGAAGAUGCUGUCUAAGACUGCACGAACCAGCAUGCGCAAGUCUAUGGCUAAAAGGCAAAGCUACCUUGAGCCGAAGUCCGGCGAAGGCUUGCCAAGAAGUUGGCAAAACUCUGUCGGUUCUUCGCGAUUCAGCGGCAGCUCGACCGGAUCACAAAGAUUCAAUCGCACCUCAGGCUCGGACGGGACAUCGCUUUAUGAGGUCAAUGAGCUGGGCGAGCUACUUGGCACGACUUCGAUUAGUCCUAUCCAUAGUCCUCCAACAAUCUCAGAGCCAGAGCUGGAUGGAGAGACUUCUACUGCCAGCAACCGUCCCUCGCUCAGAUCACAUCACAGUGGCUCCAGCAGGCUGUCGACUUCCAGCCGAUUGAGUGUUGCGCGGAGUGGUCGCGACUCGGAUGGCGCCAGUUUGCUCACUGUCGAUGAAGUUACUGCCGAACUUGAGAAUCGUAGGCUUAGCACGACGAGUUGGAUGCUGGAUGAGGAUGACGACGAAGAUGACGAUCUCGAGCAAGAGCUGGCCACCUCGCUCUCACCGGACCUCGAUCGUAUAGAACCUGCGGAUGUGGCGGAAGCCAAGGAAAGUGAAGAUCGCAAGCCGGAUGCUGCUGGUCCGCAAGCUAUCACAUCGAAAGGGUCGAAAGCGUCCAUCAAGUGGAUCAAGGGUGUCCUCAUCGGUCAGGGCUCGUUUGGACAAGUCUCGCUUGGCAUGAACGCGACGAACGGCACGCUUAUGGCAGUCAAGCAAGUAGAACGGCCGACGGGAUCAUCACAUAACGAAGAGCGACGCAAGGCUAUGAUCGUUGCGCUCGAACGCGAGAUUGAUCUGCUGAAGACCCUACAGCACGAGAAUAUCGUGCAAUAUCUCGACUCCUCUUUGGACGAAAAUCAUCUCAACAUUUUCCUGGAGUACGUAGCAGGCGGCUCAGUCACAGCUCUGCUUGGACGAUAUGGCUCAUUCGAAGAGACGCUCGUUCGCAACUUCCUUCGAGGUAUCCUGCAAGGGCUCAAUUACUUGCACGAGAAGGGCAUCAUUCAUCGCGACAUCAAGGGCGCCAAUAUUCUCGUGGACAACAAGGGCGUCGUCAAGAUCUCAGAUUUUGGCAUCUCUAAGCGCGUCGAGGAUGGCAUCUUGUCCACCGUGCGCAUCCAUCGGCCGUCCAUGCAAGGCUCGGCGUUUUGGAUGAGUCCAGAAGCAGUAAAGCAGACGACUUACACAAACAAAGCUGACAUCUGGUCGACCGGCUGUCUCGUCGUCGAGAUGCUCACAGGCAGCCAUCCUUGGGCCAAUCUGACGCAGAUGCAGGCCAUCUUCAGGAUUGGACAGUCGACAUCGCCGGAGAUGCCAGAGGACAUUUCAUCCGAAGCGGAAGAUUUUCUCAGCCAGACCUUCAGGCUGAACCACGAGGAGCGGCCCAGCGCGCUCGCGCUAUUGCAUCAUCCGUUCCUCAGAGGCGACACUGACCCCAGCCAGACUCCGACAGUGGCGAGCUUUCCCGACACUCCUCAUGCUAGCAAGUAG